Suillus paluster is the source of this 309-nucleotide messenger RNA. RefSeq lists its product as uncharacterized. The transcript is spliced from 3 exons. The record is from RefSeq and is a predicted model, not a curated record. Gene Ontology annotation, molecular function: structural constituent of ribosome. Bases 1 to 309 code for a protein of 102 amino acids. Gene Ontology annotation, cellular component: ribosome. Gene Ontology annotation, biological process: translation. NCBI's taxonomy places the organism in Eukaryota, Fungi, Basidiomycota, Agaricomycetes, Boletales, Suillaceae.
AUGCCUCCCAUGGCACUGACCGGUAUCGUCACUAAAGUCGGUUGUAUGCACAAGACAGCCACAGUGACUGUUUCACGCCACAUUAUCCACAAAAUAACCGGAAAACGCAUUGAACGAAGCAAAAAGAUCCUAACACACGAUGAACGGAAUGGUCUUCGUGGAACAGUCCUUCGAUUGAGUGAUACUGUAUUAAUUCGCAAUUGCCCUCCGAUAUCCGCGCGGAAACGCUUUAAGCUGGAGAAGAUCUUGAAAAGUCCGGAGACGGAGCGGGAUUUGGCACACAUGCAGGCUGCACAACAACAGUCGUAG